AUGGAUUGCCGCGAGGCGAGGUGCAUCAUCCAAAACAAGCGGGAAUCAUGGGGCUUCUGGAAGCCUUCUCGAAACCUUCCUCAAGAGGACAAGUUUCAAUCUCUCGCCAAUCUCAAGUACCACAACAGCGCCUCCGCUACCCCUGUCCAGGAACCCACGGCGUGUGAAUGGCAGUCCGUCCACAGGAGCGCCAUUCUUUUCAAUGCAACCACCCGAAAUGCCCAUUUCAUGCAAACAGGAAACGGGCUUGGCUGGUUUGUCGAGCAGGCUCCUCCACCAACGUCCAUUCAACCGCGAAAGAAGUCACGACGAGGACGUGACAGGCCAGCCUCAAGCCUUCUCAUCUGUCAUUCUCCAGCCGUGAGCUCGCGGCUAUUUCACUGUGCUGUAGCCUGGUACAAGGGGGAAAACACAUCCGGGUACUAUCACGACAUGAUGGCAAACGACGGGGCAUGCAGCCUACGUAGAUUGAAGCAGGCGUCGAAUAUUUAA
Molecule: messenger RNA, 492 nt
Organism: Neurospora hispaniola
Lineage: Eukaryota; Fungi; Ascomycota; Sordariomycetes; Sordariales; Sordariaceae
Exons: 1
Coding region: 1-492 (163 amino acids)
Source: RefSeq, a predicted model, not a curated record